Molecule: messenger RNA, 3108 nt
Organism: Cyprinus carpio (common carp)
Lineage: Eukaryota; Metazoa; Chordata; Actinopteri; Cypriniformes; Cyprinidae
Product: CAP-Gly domain-containing linker protein 4-like
Exons: 14
Molecular function (GO): protein binding
Source: RefSeq, a predicted model, not a curated record
UGAGGGGGAAAUGACCAAAGAGGAUGUGCUGAGGGAGUCUUCAGAGGUAGAGUCGGUCCUGGGACGGUACAGCCUUAUUCCCCGUAACUCUGAGCGACCGGUGAUCCAUCAGGUGGCAUCAGUGCCCAUGCCUUCAGACCGCGAGUUCUCUUUCUUUGAACCAGAUGACGCUCUGUGUCUGGAAGUUCUGUUGGAUCCGCGGACCACUGUUCCCGAGCUGUUUGCUGUUCUCAAACAGUAGGUUCCUCAAGUCCAGCGGAAUAUUAGUGUCAUUGGCAAUGAGAUUCUGAAAAGAGACUGUGGUGUCAAUGACAGAAAUGGUCUCACUGACAUGACUUUGCUGCACUACUGCUGCAAAGCAGGAGCUCCAGGAAUAGGUGAUGCUGAGAGUGCUGCCAGUUUUGCCCAUCAGCUGUUGUGCCUGGGAGCUGAGCCGUCCUUACGCAGCCGCUGGACCAACUUGAACGCUCUCCACUACGCAGCAUAUUUUGACGUCCCUCCUCUCAUCCGAAUGGUUCUGCAGGCGUCACAGUCGGGAGAGGUGGAUGCGACCUGCAGUGAUUUUGACUUCGGCACUGCGCUGCACAUCGCCUCCUCAAACCUGUGUACCUCUGCAGUGAAGUGUCUGCUGGAGCUGGGAGCCAACCCCGCUUUUGGGAGUAAUAAGGGCCAGUGUCCGGCCGAUGUUGUUCCAGAGCCUCUAGACAUGCAUCUUGAAAUAGCUGAUGCUGCGGUCCAGGCUAAAGAAUUGCGCACACUGCUGCAGGAGGUCCUCCCCAGGCUCGACCCUCCCCUCCCUCUCCUGCCUGCCCGACCUCAAGGUCUCCUCUCGGACAAAGCUCGCACCCAGCUUUCAAGUAUGGGAAUUCACAUUGGAGACAAAGUUAUCAUCGCUGGUCAAAAGGUCGGGACUCUGUGGUUCUGUGGGAGUACAGAGUUUGCUGGUGGGCUUUGGGCUGGAGUGGAGCUUCACCAACCAGUGGGCAAGAAUGAUGGAUCGGUAGCUGGCGUCCAGUACUUCAGCUGCCCGAUUAAACAUGGAAUCUUCGCCCCCCUUUCUAAAGUCAGCAAGCUUUCAGAACGCAGGAAAUACAGUCCCCGCCAGCCCGCCGCUCCUGUCCCACACCCUAGACGGAUUGAUUUGGCACGGGUCACAUCCAAGGACAACACAGGUCUUCUUUCACACAGUUGUUCCACCUCCUCUUCCUCUUUGGACUCCAGACAAACUUCCAGGCGACCUCCAUGGCCACUACCACGUCAAAGACCGCCACUGCGGCCAUGGCAGGAACGGACUCCUCCCAUCAUCAGAUUUACUCCUCCCCACUCCUGUUCCCUCAACUCCACCCCACUCUCUCGAAUUGCUCGCAGCAGGACCCCUUCAGCCAGCAGCACAGCACAAGAGAGCCCAGAGGUGCAUUUAAGGGAGCGUGUAUUGGUGGUGGGACAAAGGACAGGGGUUGUCCGAUAUUAUGGCAAGACUGGUUUUGCUCCAGGAUUUUGGUUGGGGAUUGAGCUGGACAAGCCGAGCGGAAAGAAUGACGGAUCAGUUGGAGGAGUACGAUACUUCAGCUGUCCUCCUAAACACGGAGUCUUCGCCCCACCCUCACGAGUUCAGAGGAUUCAUGGCUCAGUGGACUGUCUAUCAGAGCUGUCCUCGUCUCGGAUGAACUGUUCCUUCACAGGAAUUCGACGCACUCUCAGCACUUCCUCAGCAAUCGCCACGCAGAGAGAACAAAGCCGCAAAAGUCAAGCAAGCAGGAACCGUUCCAGUAAUUUGCGGCGACGCUGGAGCAAAGUCAGCGCUGGCUGGGGUACAUCAAGGGCAAACAGCAGUGCUGGCCCAGGGCCUAACCAAGUGGGUGGCACCACCAGUUCCUCUGGCUCAGAUGGCACUGUCAAACUCCACCUGGGCAUGCAGGUCUUGCUAAUUAGUGCCAAUGAGAUGGGCACCAUCCACUACAUUGGCACAGCUGACUUUGCCCCUGGCCUCUGGCUAGGCCUCGAGCUGCGAAUCCCAAAAGAAAAAAACGCUGGUUCUGUUGGCAGCCGACGCUACUUCAGCUGUCGUCCUGGCCAUGGGGUUCUGGUGCGACCCAGCAGGGUCACGUACCGCGGUAUCAACGGAGCCAAGCUGGUGGAUGAAAUCAGCUGAGACUGACUCAUGCCGAAACAUGGGCUUCCCAUCUCUCCAGCCAUCUAGCUUUCGGUUCAUUUUGUUACCAUGGGUUUUUUUCUGAUAUUUCAGCCAACCUGUGGAGACAAUUUCUUUCUAACUGCACUAAGGCUCAUAUGUUCACAGCUAUUAAACGGUUUACUACAUUUUCUUAAACUAACUGAAUAUUGUGUGGGAAUGAAUAUUCCAUUGUAAUUAUUCUUCUGAGGUUAUAAUUUUAGCUGGAGCUUUGAAUUCAGAUGCUUCUGAUGAAGUAAACAGUAGCAGUCUCUGAGCACUUUAAUAAAUGUGGGUGAAGACAAUGACUGGAUUGAAGAAGUUCAGACAAUUUAAUAACUUUAAUAACUGUGAUUAUAUCAGCUCCUCAAAUCCCCUCAGAAGUUAUCUCACUAGAAUGAAGAAUCGCUUACAGUUUGUCUACUCUUGUCAGCAGGUGUGAGUCCCUUAAGAACAUGCCACUUACAUUCAGACAUUACAAGAUUACAUUCUUGUAAUCUUUUAUUUUGAUGUGAGAGUGGUUGCGAGUAAAUAAUAAGCACUUUAAUACUAUCAUAAUGCAAGAUCUAAUCAGCUCAGAGAAUCAAAACUUGAUUGUACUUGAUUGUUCCACAGAUGAUAUAGCAGUUGUUGCUGCUGACAGACCUAAUCAGGUUCUUGUUUCCCUUGUAAUAAAGAUUUACUCUUGACUGAAAGAUCCCUGAUAGAAGUCAGUUUUAUGAAGUCAUUCAAAGACGAUACACAAACUAAACAAUGAAGGCUAAAUCAGCAUCUGAAGAUCUACAGUUAAUAUUCGGUUUAAACCCAUAUCAGAAGCAUAUUUGUUGAUAUGUGACUCCAUUAUAAUGAACCAGUUAGUAUUUUUCAUACUUUGGAGAACAUAGAGGCAAAGUCAGCAUUUUCUAUAUUUAUAUUAGAUAAAAAAAAAAAAUCCUAAU